UCCCUCUCCCGGGCUGCGGUCGUGUUCAGCGAAGACAUGAAAAACUACAGCAACUCACAGGUGAGCAGCAGAGCCUCAGUCCUCUCCUCUCGUCCGACGCUGCUGCUGCUGUUAGACACACGCAAGAAGAGCGGAGAAAACCUCACGACUCACCGACCACAAUAACCGCCCCUGUGAUCCUUGAGAAGACAAAAUCUCCUGAUAUGACCUGAAAAUCUGCGCAGUGAAGGGGGACAUGCGUGCAGCGGGGCUACAGAGGGACACUUAAUAAAUGGACUGAAGUGUCAAAAGGGAUUUAUCUGUCUUUCUCUCUCCAAGCUCCGGAUUUCUUCUGCUGGCGUGCAGGAAUAAUGCGUGCCUCCACGGACUUGUACCCUAAUCGACAAACGAAUUCAUAGGCCGAUGAAACACUUUGUCAGUCUUUCUUUUUCCGUGCUUUACUACGAGUCAGUGAGAAACAUGCGAGACAUCACAGUAGCGCAGUAGUGGUGGUUAUGCAUGCGUUUGAGUCAUUCUGCUUUUGCGUGCCUGCUCCAGUGGGAUGCCUUACUCCUGCACAUAAUUCUUGCUCCUCUCACUUUUUUUUUUUUAAAGAGUGUGCUCAAAUCGUUUUUAAUCAGUCUGCAUGAGUAAUGGGGAGAAAACUAGACCAAGCGAAAGAGUGGUUAUCUGCUCGUCUGUACCUUUCCCGGUGGAGGAUGUUAGUAUAUGCCACAGGUGAAUGAAUAUCUGCUCAGUUACUACUGUACAAGCUGCUUUCUGACUUUGACAUUCGCAUCGAGAUCGCCGCACGCCGACAAUGGAUCUCAAAGUAGAAGCGGAGGAAAUGGACUCAAAUCAGCCUCCACCCAUUGAAGUUUUCGCGCACAGCUCGACCCUGCACGGAAUCUCCCACAUCUUCACGUACGAGCGGUUCUGCCUCAAGCGCUGCCUGUGGGUCGCCUUCUUCCUGGGCUCCCUGACCUUCUUGCUGUACGUGUGCGUGGACCGGAUCCACUUCUAUCUCGAGUACCCGCACGUCACCAAACUGGACGAGGUCGCGACACCGAUCAUGACGUUCCCCGCGGUCACUUUCUGCAACCUGAACGCGUUCCGCUUCAGCCGCGUGACGCGCAACGACCUGUACCACGCAGGGGAGCUGCUGGCCCUGCUCAACCAGAGGUACGAGAUCAGGGACGUGCACCUUGUGGAGGAGAGCGUUCUGGAGAGCCUGAAGGUCAAAGCCGACUUCCACAACUUCAAGCCGCGUCCCUUCAACAUGCGCGAGUUCUACGACCGCACCGGGCACGACAUCGGCGACAUGCUGCUGUCCUGCCACUUCCACGGCUCCGAGUGCAGAGCCGAGGACUUCAAAGUGGUGUUCACUCGCUACGGGAAGUGUUACACCUUUAACGCUGGCGGUGAUGGACGUCCACCCCUCAUCACCACCAAGGGAGGGAUGGGAAACGGCCUCGAGCUCAUGCUGGACAUUCAGCAGGAUGAAUACCUGCCAGUCUGGGGAGAAACAGAUGAGACGUCGUUUGAAGCUGGCGUCAAAGUUCAGAUCCACAGUCAGGAUGAGCCGUCCUUCAUUGACCAGCUCGGGUUCGGAGUGGCGCCCGGGUUCCAGACGUUUGUUUCGUGCCAGGAGCAGAGGCUGAUAUAUCUCCCUCCGCCCUGGGGAGACUGUAAGGUAACGCCCAUGGACUCGGACUUCUUUGAUAGUUACAGCAUCACGGCCUGUCGCAUCGACUGUGAAACACGCUACCUGGUGGACAACUGCAACUGUCGCAUGGUGCACAUGCCCGGCGAUGCACCUUACUGCACCCCCGAGCUGUACAAAGAAUGUGCUGACCCGGCUCUCGAUUUCUUGGUGGAAAGAGACAACAACUUCUGCGUGUGCGAGACGCCGUGCAACAUGACCAGAUACAGCAAAGAGCUGUCGUUCGUCAAGAUCCCCAGCAAGGCCUCGGCUAAAUACCUCGCAAAGAAGUACAACAAAUCUGAGCAGUACAUCAAGGACAAUAUCCUGGUCUUGGACAUCUUCUUCGAAGCUCUCAACUACGAAACGAUCGAACAGAAGAAAGCGUACGAAGUGGCCGGACUCCUAGGUGACAUUGGUGGUCAGAUGGGGCUCUUCAUUGGGGCGAGCAUACUGACGAUUCUGGAGCUGUUUGACUACCUUUAUGAGGUGAUAAAGUACAAGCUGUGCCGCUGCUCCGAGAAGAAGCACAAGCACCACAACAACAACGACCAGGGAACGGUCCUGAGCUUAGACGACGUCAAGUGUCACGUCAGUAACUUUCACUAGGCCUCCGCGGCCGUGAGCGGGGGGCCUCUGCGCUCUCUCGUCUCCGAGCUGCUUCGUGGACCUUGUUCGUUGCAGGUCGCCCGACUGCCGGAAGAACAGAGGGAGUGUGUGAACUGAACUGUGUGUGGCUGAGAGCGCGGCCGCGCGCCGACGUCCACCCACCCGGCCCGGCGGCACAGCAGUGAUGUUGUGAUGAAUUCAUAAACGUUAGAAUAACUGCAUGGUCAUCUGUAAAACAACUUUUCAAGACGUAGUAACAGGUACAGUCAAACGGGGCAUGAGCUAAACGAGGGUCCAUGCGUCUUCAGUAAAUAAGAGUUAGAAAUCCCAGCUGUGUUGUGGCGUUUGUCCUCCGUCGAUUUUCACGUGAAGCAAUUGUUCAUUUGAAGGAUCCUCUCAUCCCUGUUCGUCACACGUUUUUCACUUUUAUCCUUUUGAAGUCUCUUGGAUUCUUCCCCUCUUUCACUAUCCAUUUUUUUAUUAUAUUCACCUAACCGUCACCUUAAGCCUGUCUUCCCUUUCUAAACUCUGUGCUUUCUGCCAAUAUACUGUACUACCUCAUCUCGCAGGGUGACAGCACCAUGAAGAAUUUAUGAGUCGAGCAAAAGUGACAAACAAAAAGGUCGUUUUCAUGUAGAGACGUUGAAAGAAUGUGACUUUAAAUUGAACAUCUACUGGCUGUUUUCACAGAGGACAUUUUUCGUGCUGUACGGUGGGAGAAGUCCCAUUUAUAUAUUAAAAAAAUAAUGAUAACUUUGUUUAUGUUGCACCAGUAAAAAUAAAUGAGUUUACAAAGUGCUUUGACAGACGGAGCAAACAGCAGCCGAGGGCAAACAAGAGGAAGCCACUUUAAAGUUGGAAAAAUGUUACCAGAGGUCAAAGAUAAAAAGAAUAAAUGAAACUUAGAUGAAAAGAAGAAUAUGAGAAUAAAAAGACCCCACGUUAAGAGGACGAAUUAUGACAAUUUGAAAGGUUGCUGUGGAAUAGACCUGGCCACAAGACGGUGGUGGAUAUUUCCCGCAACACAAACACAAACAGACAUUUAGUCAGAAUGAAGCCAAACUUCUACGUAACAAACGUAUGAUAGAAAAUGUGGCUGUAGCAGUUGUAAUUACUUUUGAGAUUUAGGCUUUGUCACUUUCUGGCAGACUUCACCUGUGCAUGAGAAGACUGAUAACACGCUUCUGUGCGUCUGCUAAAUAUGAACAUACAGCCUCUGGUUAUCUUUGUUUAGCCAAAGGCUGAUUCGGUGAAGGAUGCAGCUUGUGAAGACAAUAACAGAGGAGGGAGAAUGGUUUUCUGAUUGCUCCUGAUCUGCCUUUAAAAGAUGCUGACGUGGAUUGUUGUUGUUUUUCUUUUUUGAACAACAUUGCUGACUCUGCAGUAAACAGCUGACCCUGAGAGGAGAUGAACACCCACGUACCCUGCUGGUUUUAUGAUGUUCGAUUGUGCAUCAUCAGAUGUAAAUGUAAACAGAAUGGCCCUCUCCUCGAUGCUGGUUUAUCAUAAUAUACACUGUGAGCUAAACGCUGCAGCCGAUCCAGUUAUUUAGAUCUUUUCUCCUGGAGUGACAGUCACUUAAUUAAAACACAUUUUGACCCGUGAAGCCACAAAAAAAAAAAAAAAGCUUUAGUUUUCUGUGAUUUAAAAGAAGCAGUGAGUGAACGUCUGGUUCAGUGAUACGUGGCAGUCGCUGCUUAAUUUGAUUUUUCUAUUAGCACUGACGUUAAUGAGCAUCUAAAUCCUGUCCAGACCUUCCAGCUUCACGCACUGAUAGCCUCUCUGUCUUCUGUCUUUGUUUAAAAUGGUCCAGGUUGCACAAAAAAGUGAAGAAGUGGAGCAGCCUCCCAUUAAAGCUGCUCCUCGACACAAACAUGAACCAGGAGGUGUAGAAAGACCUCAGGUUAACAUAAGAACUAGCUGUUCCAAGUGAAUUUGUUUAGUCCAAAUUAAAUCAUAUUGACCACGUAUACUGUAUGGGCAUGUACAAGACAUUGGUGGUCUACUUUUAAUAGAUCCUUUUUUUUUUAGGGGUUUAGGUUCCUUGCUCCAAACCGUAUUUUUGGACAAAGAUAUAAAGUAGAGGAGGAGCUACAAAACAUGAGGGGUCCUGUGUCCAGUCCUCGAGCUAAGCUAGGCUAAGUUCACGCAAAGGUGAUGUCAGUUUUCUCAUGCACUUCAUAAAACAUUAAACUUUUGCAGUAAAACAUUAAAAUAACCGAGCUACAACACCUUAAAAUAAGUGAAAACAUUCUGAGGUCUCAAACCAGGAUAUGAACAAAUAAAAAAUGCUCCAACAAAGAAUAUUCGUUUAAGGGGAGCAUCGUUUGUGUUUACAUGACGUUCAUCACAUCUGAAGGACUUUGCCCCCGAUUCAUUUGUGUUACCAUGGCGAGAUCCGAUCAGCGAGGAUGAAUAUGCUGAAUGUGUUUUUCCAUCUAAAUGUGGUCCAACCGUUUCGUCCACACGUCUGACUCGUGUAUGUGUUUGUAAGUACUCCGCGUGGUUUGACCACGCACCAAACUAAGUCGUCGUGUUCCUGUGUGUUUUAUCAGGCAGCUCUGACCCCGAGGAAUCUAAAAAUCUAAAGAUAUUAUGUUGCAGUUAAUUAACUUGACUGUGGGAACUGUAUAGUAUCAGCUGUGUAGUGUUACUUUCAAGCACAACCGUACCAUCAACUGUAAUUUAAUGUAGAUACUGCAAUGACUGUGGAUAAUAAUCUUAAUGUAUUUGCAUAGUCUGGUCUGUUCAAUGCUGUACCUGUUGGAUUUAUUUAAAUUAUAUUAGUCUUGUGUCUCUGUUCAGAUUUCCUGUACAUGAUUGUAGUUGGUUUAUUUCAUGAAGGUAUAUUUAUCAGAGACAAACUAUAUGAGACCAUUUCUUUCUUUCUUUUUUCUUUUUUUACUUCAUAUUGCUAGUUGUGCCGUCUGAGCGUCAGUACUCGUCUGUACUAGAAAAUGAACAGACAGGCUGUUGUUUGUCUGCUGCAUGACGUCAUGCAUCUCUGAUCAAGUGCUCCGGUCGGCCAUGCUUUCUGCUUUUGCUUUGGCCUCCAUUUUUAACUUUGCAUUUUCAACUUUGAGAUGAAAGGAUGGUCGUUUUAGUGUGGUGAUGUAAACAUGAAUAAUGGACUUGAAGCUGUUGUUAUAUUAAAAAUUAAAUGCUAACUUUAUGUAACUUUUA
Messenger RNA from Mugil cephalus (flathead mullet), 5473 nucleotides. Its product is annotated as acid-sensing ion channel 1-like. Gene Ontology annotation, cellular component: membrane. Gene Ontology annotation, biological process: sodium ion transmembrane transport. The transcript has 10 exons. Lineage: Eukaryota; Metazoa; Chordata; Actinopteri; Mugiliformes; Mugilidae. The coding region runs from base 800 to 2290 and encodes 496 amino acids. The record is from RefSeq and is a predicted model, not a curated record.